Dunckerocampus dactyliophorus (ringed pipefish) is the source of this 2213-nucleotide messenger RNA. RefSeq names its product tRNA methyltransferase 1-like (gene trmt1l). The record is from RefSeq and is a predicted model, not a curated record. The coding region runs from base 8 to 2035 and encodes 675 amino acids. Gene Ontology annotation, biological process: tRNA N2-guanine methylation. Gene Ontology annotation, cellular component: nucleus. Gene Ontology annotation, molecular function: RNA binding. The transcript is spliced from 16 exons. NCBI's taxonomy places the organism in Eukaryota, Metazoa, Chordata, Actinopteri, Syngnathiformes, Syngnathidae.
CGUAAAAAUGGCGGACACUGAGCUUAAUGAUCCGGACGCAGUUCAGCUCCACCAGGAGGUCGUCGAAAGGGAACAAGCUGAUAGUGAAGGUGUGCCCUCAACUGAUGAAACUCCCGAAAAGGCAGCAAAGGAUGAAUCUGCUGCAGACAGCGAUGCCAAGCCCUCAACCACUACUGACAGACACAUCUCCAUCCAAACUAAACUGGAGGACCUUGAGAUGCUGGUGGACCUCAAUGGUGCAGGGCGCAAGUCUUGUCCUCUGUGUCCUGAGGAGAAGUUCAAAGCAUGCUACAACCACAAGCUGCGCAGACACCUGCAUAACCUCCACUGGAAGGUGUAUGUGGAGUUUGAAGGCCAGAAGAUGUGCAUUUGCCACUUGCCCUGUAGAAAUCCCAAACCAAGUUUGAGUGGAGAUCAGGUGUCGGGGAGACACGUGGCUCACUACCAUUGUGUGGUUUGCUCAGUCACAAUCGCCCGCAAGACUGACAUGGUCAGCCACUUGAAGCGCCACAUCAACAAGGGAGAGACUAAGUCAAGCUACUCGAGCGGCUCAGACGUUCUCUUAGAAGAGCCUGCAUCAUCUGGUCAGGUGUAUGAAAUCAUGAAAGAACUGGACACAAAUGUCCAGCUGCUCCCCAUGUACAACACGCCGCAGAAAAGUGAAACGUACUUCAACCGCAAGAUGAAGAGCAACAGACAGCUGGUCUUCUGCUCGCUGGCUGUUUUGGCUAAAGAGAGGAGCCCUCUGGAGUGUUUGGAUGCUUUUGGAGCCACAGGCAUCACGGGCUUGCAAUGGGCCAAGCAUCUUCACAACGGCGUGAAAGUGACCAUCACGGACAUCAGCGAAACCUGUGUGAAAAUGAUCAAGGAAAACUGUGAACUGAAUCAAAUGCAGGUGGAUCGAGGCUCAGAGGUGGAGGAACCUGCAGGCGAAGUUAAAGACGAGCCCAUCGCCACAGUGGAAGUUGUGAAGAUGGACGCCAACGUCAUGAUGCACUUGCGGCCCUUUGACUACAUUCACUUGGAUCCCUUUGGUACGGCUGUGAAUUACUUGGACGCUGCCUUCAGGAAUGUCCGAAAUAUGGGCAUCGUCUCCGUGACGUCCACAGACACCGGGUCUCUUUUCGCAAAGUCCCCCAACGUGACCCUGCGGCACUAUGGCACUCACAUCGUACGCACAGAGUACUACAAAGAGCUGGCGGCGCGCACGGUCGUCGCCACCGUGGCAAGAGCAGCUGCCCGCUGUAACAAAGGAAUUGAGGUGCUGCUGGCAGUGGCGCUGGAGCAUUUCGUCUUGGUGGUGGUCCAAGUCCUCAGAGGUCCUACGCAAGCCGACGAGUCGGCAAAGAAGCUGAGAAAACUGGUUCACUGUCAGUGGUGUGAGGAAAGAAUCUUCCUCAAGCACGGCAACAUGGUCGAUGGGACGCUGCCCUGCAACUGUCAUGGGAGUCUGCCGGGAAAAACCGCCGUGCAGCUGGGACCAUUAUGGUCUGGCUCUUUGUUUAACACUGGCUUUCUGAGGAAGAUGCUGUUGGCAGCAGUGCAGCACAGUAUGGAGGAUAUCCAGCCACUCGUCAAGACUCUCCUUUGCGAGUCUGAGUGCACCACCUUAAAGCCAGUAAUCCACGGGGCGUCUGCGUUCACCAACCAGGAGUGCGGCGUCAUCAUUAAGACCUUACAGAGUGACGAGGAGUCAUGUCCCGCUGAUUCAUCUGGAAAGAGGAAAACGGGAGAGGAGUCCGGCAACACUGUGAAGAAGCUCAAGUCGGAUGCGUCUCUGGAACAUCCACCGUUCUACUACAGCAUCCACCGCCACAGCAUGCGCGGCAUGAACAUGCCCAAGUUAAAUAAAUUUCUUCAGUACCUGACAGAAGCUGGUUUCCGGGUGAGUCGUACUCACUUUGACCCAACGGGGGUUCGAACAGAUGCCACACUGGAGCAGUUUAAGUCUGUCCUCAGCAAAUACAGCAUUCCCGCAUGUCCCAGCAAGGUUUGUGCCACUCAGCCGAGUGUGAGCCAAGACGCAACAAUGUGAAAGUGAACAGCAGCCGCCACCAUAAACUUGUCUUAGUUUUUUUUGUUGUUGUUGUUGUUUUUGUUGUUUCUGUGACGUCAUCAGUUUCUAGUUGUGUUUUUAAAAUGAAGACUUUUGUAUUUCGUAAUGUCAUAACCUACUUUUUGGUUCUUUUGUCAUUAUAAUAAUAAAAUUGUUG